Molecule: messenger RNA, 2193 nt
Organism: Doryrhamphus excisus (bluestripe pipefish)
Lineage: Eukaryota; Metazoa; Chordata; Actinopteri; Syngnathiformes; Syngnathidae
Product: cytotoxic granule associated RNA binding protein TIA1-like
Molecular function (GO): RNA binding
Source: RefSeq, a predicted model, not a curated record
UCUCGGCCGCGCCGCCAUCUUUGUCGGCUGCCCAUUGUUCGCUCUGGAGCUUCCCUCGGCGGCGGCGACGGCGUAUCGGUUCAUACUGCGCCACAAAAACAAAAUACAAGAAAAAACAAGCGGUCGGUGUCCCAGGCAGCUGCCCGCGACGGUCGUGGAUUAGCACCCCGCGGUUGCGACUCGUUCUCGGACAGCAAGUUGAACCAGGAUGGACGAUGACCAGCCCAAAACCCUGUAUGUGGGGAACCUGUCGCGGGAUGUGACGGAAGCACUCAUCCUGGAGCUGUUUGGCCAGAUCGGACCCUGCAAGAGCUGUAAAAUGAUCGUGGAUGUGAGUUCAACAGCAGGUCACGAUCCGUACUGCUUUGUGGAAUUCUAUGAGCAUAGACACGCCAUGGCCACCAUUGCGGCUAUGAACGGUCGGAAAAUUCUGGGUAAGGAAGUCAAGGUCAACUGGGCAACAACGCCGACCAGCCAAAAGAAGGACACCAGCAGUCACUUCCACGUCUUUGUCGGAGACCUAAGUCCUGAAAUCACCACAGAUGACAUAAAAGCCGCGUUUGGCCCUUUUGGGAAAAUAUCCGAUUGUCGGGUGGUGAAAGACAUGGCCACCGGCAAGUCCAAAGGCUACGGCUUUGUGUCUUUCUUCAACAAAUGGGACGCAGAGAACGCCAUCCAGCAGAUGGGAGGCCAGUGGCUGGGAGGCCGGCAGAUCAGGACCAACUGGGCAACACGGAAGCCCACGCCCAAAACUACCAAUGAAACAAGCAACACAAAGCAGCUGUCUUUCGACGAGGUGGUGAACCAGUCCAGUCCCAGCAACUGCACUGUCUACUGCGGAGGCGUCACGGCAGGUCUCACAGAGCAAAUUAUGAGACAAACCUUCUCGCCUUUUGGCCAAAUCAUGGAGAUCCGUGUUUUCCCUGACAAAGGCUACUCCUUUGUGAGGUUCAACUCCCACGAGGCGGCCGCCCACGCCAUCGUGUCCGUCAAUGCCACAUCGGUGGAAGGCUUCGUGGUCAAGUGCUACUGGGGCAAAGAAACCACCGACAUGGUCAGCCCCAUACAGCAGGUGCAGAUGCCUCAGAACACGGUGAGCUUUGCAGCGCAGCCCUACAGCCAGUGGGGGCAGUGGUACGGCAACACGCAGCAGAUCGGUCAGUACGUGCCCAAUGGGUGGCAGGUGCCCAGCUACGGCGUCUACGGGCAGACCUGGGAUCAGCAGUGCUACAAUCCUCUUCCUUCCGGCGCCGGAUGGACCGGUGUUGGCACCGUGAGCAACGGAGGCAUGGUGGAGCCCGGGCAAGGGGUCAACGGCACCGUGCUGGCCAACCAGGCCGGCUACCAUACCCACUGAUCAGCCCCUCCCUCUGGGGGCGAAGCCAACCUGGGUGACACUCUGCUGGGGGGGCGGUGUAGCACGUGUGCUCGCUCUCUGUUUGUCAACACAUUAUUCUCCUUAAGGACACUGGUCGGGAACGUUACCAUUAGCUUACCGGCCCACACGCUCAUUAUCACCCUCUCCCCGCCCUUCCUCCAUUUUUCUCUCUCCCCCCCACCUGCAAAGUGUCCCAUCACCGGCCAAAUGUAAAUGACAUGACAAGUCCAGAUAGUUUAGUUUAGUCAACAAAACAAGAAAAAAAAAGAAAAAGAUGGUGUUGAAAUCACCAGGUUUCAUUUGCAGGAGCCAAAGAGUUCACUCGACAAGGCGUGAGCUUGGUUCUCCUUCUCCCACUCGGUGGGGUGGUAUUUUUAGUCCAAGGAUGUUCUCAGGGUGUGGAGUCAUUCUGUGAAAUGUAGGCUAUCACUGAGAUAAGAGGAGUACAUUUCAACGCUCCGUCACCGACCCCGGCAGAACGGAGCGAGUGGACGGACCGUGCCCAGUCCACCCUUUGUGUGUGUGUGUGUGCGCGCGUGUGCAUGGACUGAUGAUGCGUUUACACACAAUUCCACUUCAUCUAGCAACCCCCCUCCCCCUUUAAUCACAAAGGACUAUACGCAUUUUCAUUUUUGCUUUUUUUUUGCAACAGUUAUGUAGACAAAUUGUCUUUUUUUUUUUUUCACAAUGCUGACCUGUACAAAGAGCUUUUGCCUUUUUUGCUUUCAUUUCGGGAGGGGGGGCUGUCUCUGAAAAGAAACGUUGCAGUGACAAAUGAAGACCUUUUUAUGUUUGUUGAUAAAGCAUUGAGUGGC